AUCCCCACCUACAAACAUGUGGAGCAGAACGGGGAGAAGUUCGUGGUGUACAACGUUUACAUGGCCGGGCGCCAGCUGUGCUCCAAGCGGUACUGGGAAAUCACCAUUCAGGAAUUUUUGGGAAUAUUUUGGGAAUUUUCAGGCUCAUUCCCRUUUUUUUCCCAGGUGUACAACGUUUACAUGGCYGGGCGCCAGCUGUGCUCCAAGCGGUACCGGGAAUUCGCCAUCCUGCACCAGAACCUGAAACGGGAAUUCGCCAACUUCACGUUCCCGCGGCUCCCGGGCAAGUGGCCGUUCUCGCUGUCGGAACAGCAGCUGGACGCCCGCAGGAGGGGCCUGGAGGAGUACCUGGAGAAGGUGUGCUCCAUCCGGGUCAUCGGCGAGAGCGACAUCAUGCAGGAAUUCCUGUCGGAGUCGGACGAGGUGGGUGACGCCGGCGCGCGGAAUUGUCCGGAAAAAACCCUUUAAUGGAAUCGCCAAGGUUGG
This is a messenger RNA of Malurus melanocephalus (red-backed fairy wren), 486 nucleotides long. Its product is annotated as sorting nexin-27-like. The transcript is spliced from 3 exons. The coding region runs from base 61 to 468 and encodes 135 amino acids. The record is from RefSeq and is a predicted model, not a curated record. Gene Ontology annotation, biological process: intracellular protein transport. Gene Ontology annotation, cellular component: early endosome. NCBI's taxonomy places the organism in Eukaryota, Metazoa, Chordata, Aves, Passeriformes, Maluridae. Gene Ontology annotation, molecular function: phosphatidylinositol binding.